Messenger RNA from Labeo rohita (rohu), 774 nucleotides. Its product is annotated as gastrula zinc finger protein XlCGF8.2DB. NCBI's taxonomy places the organism in Eukaryota, Metazoa, Chordata, Actinopteri, Cypriniformes, Cyprinidae. Gene Ontology annotation, molecular function: DNA-binding transcription factor activity; RNA polymerase II cis-regulatory region sequence-specific DNA binding. The coding region runs from base 13 to 774 and encodes 253 amino acids. The record is from RefSeq and is a predicted model, not a curated record. Gene Ontology annotation, biological process: regulation of transcription by RNA polymerase II. The transcript is spliced from 2 exons.
ACUGUUAUAAAGAUGGCGUUUAUUAAAGAGGAGAGUGAAGACAUGAAGAUUGAAGAAACAUUCAGAGUCAAAGAAGAAGAAACUGAGGAACAAACAGAUCUAAUAGCAUUGAAAGAGGAGAAAGAAGUACUUGAUGAGAUUGAAGAAGAAGAACAAAAUGAGAAUCUUCAAAAGACAGGAACUAAAUGUUAUUUCUCAAGUUUUCCAUUUGGAAAGAGUUUCAGUCAACAAGGAAACCUCAAAGUCCACAUGAGAAUUCACACUGGAAAAAAUCCUUUCACCUGCCAACAGUGUGGAAAAAGUUUCAGUCAGAAAAGAAAAAAGGAAUUCACAUUUAACAGGCACACCUGCCAAUGGUGUGGAAAAAGUUUCACUGAAAAAGGAACCCUUAACAGGCACAUGCAAAUUCACACUAGGGAGAAGCCUUUUUCCUGCCAACAAUGUGGAAAAAGCUUCACUCAUAAAACAGAUCUUGAAAGGCACAUGAGAAUUCACACUGGAGAAAAGCCUUACACCUGCUGUCAGUGUGGAAAAAGUUUCUGUCAACUUGGAAACCUCAUAGUCCACAUGAGAAUACACAAUAGAGAAAAUCCCUUCAUCUGCCAUCAGUGUGGAAGAAGAUUCAAUCAUAAAGGAAGCAUUAACAGGCACAUGAGAACUCACACUGGAGAGAGGCCUUAUAUCUGCCCUCAUUGUGGAAAAAGUUUCAGCCAACAAGGAAACCUUAAAGUCCAUAUGGAAAUUCACACUAGGGCCAUGGACCAUCCAGUUUGA